UAGCAAUGGGGCUUUGCCUGGAGAUGAUGUUGGCCUUCUGGUUCUGUUUGUCUCCCUCUCUGAGGUCCUGUCUGCCUCUGCAGAUGCCCCCGUUUGAGUGCAUGGUGCUGGCGUAUUUAAGGCCUCCAGUGAGCUGGAUCAGCAUUGCCCCCUUCAUGUCUUCCUAUCCAUUUAUGUAACAGACUUUGCAGACUGGGAUCCAGUGUAUGUCCUUAUCUUGAUACCUGUCCAGGACCUAGGGAAUAGACCCUGAAGCAACCAUGAAAGUCACACAGGGCACCUACUAGAAUACUAGGCUCAAGGCCUAGCUCUUUGGACAAACUUGUUUCACUUAUUAAAUCUGUUCUCCAGUUAGGGUUUGGAAAUGGUUUGACUAUGUUCCCAAGGGUUCAGGCUUUGGAGGCUUGGUCUUUAGAGAGAGGGGGCUGGGAGGUGAUAGAAACUUUAGGAGUUGGGGUUUAGUGGAAAAUAAUCAGAUUGCUGAGGAUGCUGCCCUUAGAAAAGAGCAAGCCUGGCCUCUCCCCAUCCUUGGCUUCCUGUCUUACCAUGUGGUUCCUGUUCUACCAUGAUGCCAUUAGCCAUAAGAUCCUUGCCAGAGUCAACUUGAUGCCUGGGCCAUUCUCUUGAACCUCCAACCUGAUGAGCUAAAUAAACCUCUUUUCUUUGUAUGUUAUGCAGCCUCAAGAAUUUUGUUAUAGUAACAGAGAAUGGACUAAGGUUUCUUUGGAGCACUGAGACAAUCAAGGCCAAAUGUUGGAAUCUCUACUACUGCAACGUUGGUGAGACUGGCCUUGUAAGGAGGUGAUGCUGAUAGUGACCCUUUACUGACCAUGCCAGCCAGGCCUCUCAUGCCCUGUCUGCUGAGUGGGUCUUCUCCAAGUCUGCAGAUGAAACUGAGGCUCACGCUUGAAAAGCGUCAGACUCCUAUAGUCAUACAUCAGUGUUUAUUUCACCAUUAACCAGAUUGCUUUGGAAAGAGAUCUGAGAUUGAAAGUUUACAGUUCUAAAAGUUAUUCUAGGCUGAGUUCACAUGACAGUAAAGUAAGACUGAUGGUUUCUUCCAAGUUCAUUCUUCACACUGGGUCCAUGGAAAGGGAUCUCUAGUUAUUUUUGACAGCCUUUGGCCAAGGCUUUCUGUCACCUUUCUCCCAACUGCCACUUGAGCAAGUAAGCAUGACGCUUUAUACUCCUGGGCAGAGUCCAGGUUCACUGUGUCAUUCAGCAGAGAUGGGGCCCAUCACUCCAAGUCUGCAGUGGUAUGAAACACUACACAGGCAAGGGUUCUGGAGCAAACCAGAGCCUGUUAAAAACAUUGCACCUCUGAAAAGCAACCCUAAAACCAUGAGCUGCUGCUGGUCUUUUGGCCUUUCCGGAGGCCCUAGUCUGCACUGGGGCAUUUAGCAGAGUCUGCUGCUGGGCCAGAAACCACCGUCAUUAUGACACUAUGCACCUAUUCCCGGGAAAGCAGAAUAGCACUGUGACUGGGACCUACUCGGGGCUCAUUCCCCGUGAUCUUGAUGAGGGGCUCUGUACUCUCCUGUGCUUCCUGUGGAAAAGCUGACCCUGGCUUGCUGUCAGCAUUUAAAGUAUUGAGUCAUUGAUGGGGAUGAUGGCUCCCAGUGCAGCCUGGGGAGAAGGAGCCCAGAAGCCCAGAAGCUGAAAAGUCCAUUUGCUCAUCCGCCAGAGAGGGAACAUAAUGUGUGUUCACUUUGGGUCACUCAGCACCUCCAGUUGCAUAGGGCAGCAUGACUAAAUCUCAGGGGCUCAGUGUUGAGUGAAGAGCAGAGUAUGGGAGAAUGCAUGCAGAAUGAUGCACUUACAGAAAGUUUUAAAACUUCAUAAGAGUCACCAGAGGGUUGGGGGUGUGGCUCAGUGGUAGAGCAUGGGCUUACCAUGCAUGCACAGGACCCUGGGUUCAGUUCCCAGCACAAAAGAGGGCAACCUAUGGGUGCAUAGGUUGCAGGUGUGUAAAAACAUGCAUGAGAAUGAUAAAUACGAGUCAGGCUAAUUGUCAUGUAUGGGGAAAGGAUGAUUAUUAUCCUGUUCCUUAGCUUAUCAAUCCCAAAAGAAUCUGUGACUUGACAGUGCUUCAUUGGCUGGACCUGGAAGCUCACACCUAUAAUCCCAGCACUCUAGAAGCUGAGGCAGGAGAUCGCCAUGAGUUCAAGGCCAGCCUGGAGUGCAUGGUGAAAUGCUGUCUCAAAAUACACACACAUGUAUACACACAUAAAGUGCUUCAUUAUCCAGGUGCAGUGGUGCACAUGUGUAAUUUUAGCACUUAGGAGGCUGAGGCAAGAGCAUUGCCAUGAUUUUGAGUCAGCCUGAACUACAAAGUAAGACCCUGUCUCAAAAAAGCCAAGAACAUGGCCGGGUGUGGUGACACACACCUGUAAUCCCAGCACUCAGAAGGCUGAGGCAAAAGAAUCAUUGCAGGUUCAAGACCAGCCUGGACUGCAUAAGACCCUGUCUCAAAAAAAAAGUGCUGAUUUGAACAAUGCCAAAAAGUAAGGAUAAUCACUCUGACCUUUGGCUAACAUAUACUGAGCACUUGUUAUGUGCCAGGUACUGUGUACUUAGUACAUGUCCUGCUAAGUCUUCUCAACUUCUGGAGUUGCUGUCAUCAGCCCUCCUUGCACACAGGGAAGCAGAAGUGGCCUCCCAUUGGUGCUCAGCAGUCUGACUGGAGCCCAUGCUCACCAUUCUCAGGACAAGCAGGUGGCAGGACUCUGGAGUAAAUACAGAAUGCAAAUCUGUGUGAUUGGAGCAAAGGGCUCAUGGAGGAGGAUGGUUUUAUUCAGGCAAACCAAAGAAGAAAAGACAAGGAGGAAGAAUAAAAAUCGAGUUUUCCUGGACCAGUGAGCUACUUCUGUGGUCCCCUCAUCCAUUAUCUAUUUGAAAGAAAAAAAUAUGGAACUCUUAUGACUCAACAAUAACAAUAAAAAGUGAUGUAAUUAGAAAGUAAGCAGAGAUGGGCCAGGGAUUUAGCUCAGUGGCAUAAGUGCUUGCCUAACAAACACAAGGCCGUGAGUUCGAUUCCCGGUACCAAAAAAAGAAAGUAAGCAGAGGACUUGAAUAGACAUUUCUUGAAAAAGAUGCACAAAUGGCAGACAAGUCAUAAAAAGAUGUGCAAUUUUACUAAAUAUUAGGGAAAGGGAAAUAAAAACCACAGUGAAGAGGCUGAGGGAGGGUCCUGUGAGUUUGAGGCCAGGCUGGGCCACAUAAUGAGUUAAAGAUCAACCUGACUACCUUGGGAGACUGUGUCAAAAAAAAAACCAAAAAGAUUUAUCAUACCCUUUAAGAUGGCUGACAUUAACACACAGAGAGAGAAAAUGGAAGUGUUGGAGUGUGGAGAAAGUAAAACCCUUUUAUACCAUGCACCACAGGCUGGGAUAUAAAAUUAUGUGACUGCUAUGGAAGGCUGUGGCAAUUUUUAAAAAAUUAAAAGCAGAAUUGCUGUGUGAUCCAGUAAUUCCACUUCUAGAUAAACCCAAAAGAGUUGGAAAAGAGGCUUGGAGAGAGAUUUGCACACCUGUGCUCAAAGCAGCAUUAUUCAUAGUAACCAAAAGGCCAAAACGGCUACAGUAUGCAUUGAUGGGUGAACGGAUUAAUAAAAUGUGAUAUGCAAACACACACAGGACUGCUGUUCAGCCUUAAGAAGAAAGGCAAUCUUAAUACGUGUUACAGCAAGGAUGCAGUUGGAAGACAGCGUGCUGAUAAAUGAGCCAGUCACAAGUGCGUAAAACCCGACUGCCUUCUCUGAGCGACCUAGAGCAGUCAGGUUCCUAGAGACACAGUAGACUGGGGGUUUUGUGGAGUGAGCUUUCCGUUUGCAGGACUGGAAAAGUGUAGAGCUGGUUGUUGGUGGUAGUUGCACAACAGCGGAAACUGGGCGCACCCACAAUGAAAAUGGUGAGUGCUAUUUAAAAAGAUAAAGUUCAUGUUCACAAGUGGUUUUCCAGUGAGGCGAUGCUCCUUUGUACUCAGGAGGGAUCACCUGGAUUUAAGAGCAGUGGGGAAAGAGUGGCUGCAGGAGCACCUACCCACAAGUCCCCAGGCACCAGUUAACCUGGAGGGUGGCACAUCGUGACUGCAGGUGGCUGCAGUGUGCUCACAGAAGUGCACAGGACACAGGUUGACUCCGUAUACUGUGUGUACCCCUCCCUGACUUCCAGGGGCUCACUCCAGUGAUUGAUCCCUAGGAUUUGAGCUGGUUUGACCCUAUCACUCCAGAACAAGAGUAUGCUUUUAGUGAAGCCAUAUUCUAAAACCACCACCCUACCAACACUGUAUCUUGGGGGAAAAAAUACAAAAAAAAAAAAAAACUUUCCAGAGCUAAAAUCCAUUCAGAGGAGGCCUAAGUUGUCAGCUAGCAGACGUGGCUGCUCAGGGCUGUCUGGUGGCUUCCUUGGAGCUGGGUGGCAAGAAUGAAUUUGUGCCAGACCUGUGCUCUUGUGACUUUGAGACUGAAAAUAAGCAAGCUGCACUUGUCUGCUUGGUAACUAGAAGCAGUCCCUCCAUUGAUCCACCUGGCAGGGACCUGCCUUAGACAUAUGAGGACCAUCUGCCCCAAAGUGGGCUCGGCAGCCAAGUGCAGGUACGUGGGUGAACACAGGCUGAGAUCAGACCAGGCUGGACCACACCAGAAGAAUCCCCAGUGAUCCAGACCUCAUUCAGUGGAUGUUAUCUGAAGCCAAUAAAUGCUGGAGUGAUUUGUCAUGUGGAUUCCAAGCAGGUGCAGCAGUUUCACUAUGGAAUUCAGGUUGGCCUUGAACUCACUAUGUAGCCCAGGCUGGCCUCAAACUGCAGUGAUCCCCCAGCCCAAGUGCUGAGAUUACAGCUGUACACCAGCACACUCAGCAAAAGUUUACUCUUUGAGGGCUGGGAAUUUAACUCAGUGGCAUAAGCACAUGCCUGGCAAGCACUACAUUGUGAGUUUGAUCUCCAGUACAAAAAAAAAAAAAAAAAAAAAAAAGUAAUGUAUAAAAAAAAAAGAACUGUCGAAAAAUUUACUCUUUGGGGGCCAAGCCCAGCCCCAUUCUUUGGCCUGGUGCCACUCCCAAGCCCACUAUUGAAACACCCAAGUGGCACAUAUGGCUUCUUCUAGGUAACAUCUUCCCAAUACUUGGUGGCUUUUUAGAUAUGCAUCCCCUUGAUGGACUUGGCAGUUUCUGGGCAUUCCCAAAGUGACUGCAAAGAUUUGAACCUCUUGAUUUGUGUAAUUUUGUCAUGUUUGGGAGGUCAAGAGAAUAAUGAAACAUUUUCAAGGUCUUCCUAUGUAGUUCAGGCUGGCCUUGAACUCAUUAUGUAGCAUAGGCUGGCCUCAAACUUUCAGGGAUCCUCAGCCUCCCAAAUGCUGGAUUUACAGGCCUGCAUCACUACCACCUCGUUCUCUCCUCAUAUUUUUUAUCUACUGUGAUGUUAUAUUUUCAUUUUAUUCUUUUGUUUGGUUUUAUUUGGGGUUUUUGAAACAGAGUCUCACUAUGCAGUUCAGGCUACCUUUGAACUUGUGACAGUCCUUCUGCCUCAGGCUCCCAAGGUCUGGAGUUACGAGAGUGUGUCACCAUGCCUGCUCCUUUUGUUCUUUAGAAAUGGUUUUCUUCAGGUCUUUGGACACAUUUAAGAUGGUUUCAUGUUUUUGUUGAACUCAUGACCUCAUGCUUGCCAGGCAGGCACUUGUGCUGUUGAGCUAAAUCCCCAACCCCAGUUUUGUUUUUGAGAUGGGGGUUGAUAACUCAGGCUGGUCUCAAAUUCACAGUGAUCCUCCUGCCUCAGUCUCCUGAGUGCUGGGAUCACAGCUGUGCACCCUCACGCCAGCUGUCUUUUUUGCUUUUCCUUUUCCUUUUUGCUUUUCCUGUCUUUUCUGAUUUUCCUUGGGAGGCGAUGGUCGACUGAUCAUUUAUUUACAUUAUUGUUUGGCUGGAGUAAUUCUGUGAAGCCUUUUUCUCUUUGUGUGCUGUUUCUGAUGUCCCUGUCCAGAUUUUUCCUCCUUGACUAUCUCCUUCAGCCCUGCUACCGGGGGUCACUCCAGGGUGGUCCUAAACCACUGAAGGGUCAGAGGUUGUGGGAAGCCCCUUCUGCCAGCUGGUUGUUUUCCUCUCGUGACAGAUGAGUGUGUGGCUCAGAGGCUGCCAGCUGAUCCAGUUCCACGAUCAGCCCAGGGGAAGAAGCUUGGGGAUCCCGUCUCAGGUUGGUCACGCACAGUCUGCUGGCUUCUAGAGAUGACUCUGUCAUUAAGCCUGGGUUCCCGAGAACCACUCCUGAAUCAGAGACCGUCACCAUUUGCUCAGGGUGUAAACCUCUUAUCCCAGUGAAGUAUCAGUCCCAGUGUGAUGGAUCUGUAUGUGGCCUUUGGGACGCCUCCUGGGGCCCCUUGCCCUGCGCUGAAUCUUCCUCAAUGGAUGUGACCUGGCCUGUGAGCAGUCUUCCUGACUCGAGUUGACUUUCUCAAUUGCCCAGACUGGGCUUGACCUUGGGAACCCCUGCCUCAGCCUCUUAGGGUGCUGAAAUUAAGCUCAUGUGCCACCAUGCCUAGCAGAAUGUCCUUUUCUACCAUGCUGCUCCUCUCUUUUUUUUUUUUUUUUUUUUUUUUGGUACUGGGGAUCAAACUCAAAACCACAUGCUUACAAGACAGGUGCUUAAGCCACUGAGCUAAAUCUCCAGCCCACUGCUCCCAUCUUGCUUUGGGCAAAGCUAAUACAAUAACUUUGCUGUGUAGCUGUCAUCAAAGCAUGCACAAGAUGCUCUCUGGGGUCUCAGGAAAGCACCCCCUGGCCAGGGACCUAACUGGUUUCUUUUGGUCCUGAGGAGUAGUGUAGGGAGCUUCCAACUUUCACUGGUUUCCAUCUUCUUACUGGUCCUAGGGGCAGGCUGGUGAUUUCUAGGGCCCUGACCACUCUAAUUUUCUGUAACUUAUUUCCGCUUGGGGGACCCGAAUGUAUGCCCAAGAACCUGGGCUCCUAGUCUGAGACACCGCUGCCUAGGACACCCAGGCCUAGGCCUAAGUGCCACCAUCUGCCUUGGAAGGGAAGGGACCCUUUAAGUCCAGCCCGGCUCCCCCAGGCUGUUACUAUGUAGCACGCCAACUUCCUUAGCAACCACUUAGCCUCUUAUGGGGGCCUUGGAACAGUGGUGGCAGCCAUGGCUCCCAAAAAGAAGACGAACAAGGGGGAAAAGGAGCUUGACAAGAAGAAAAAAGGAGGCAAGAAGGAUCCCAGCGUGGCCAUCAAGCCCAUGGAGGCGCCGCUAUCGGAGGACAUGCGGGAGUUCUACCUCAUCCAGAUCCGAGACCUAGAGGACAGGCUGGCCCGGUACCAGCGGAAGUCAGACGAGCUGGCUUCACAGGAGAGGCUGUCCCGCCAGGAGUUUGAGCAGCUGGCCAGUAACAAGAAGGAGAUCAUCGCCUUCCUCAAGCACACGCUCAACCUGCAGGUGGAUGAGAUCGCUGACCUCAAGGAGCAGCUGCAGAGCCUGCAGCUGGCCAAGGAAAUGGAGAAGGAUGCCUUUGAAGCACAGCUGGCCCAGGUGCGCCAUGAGUUCCAGGAGACCAAGGAUCAGCUGACCACAGAGAACAUUGUUCUUGCGGGAAAGCUGGCCGCCCUGGAGGAGUUCCGGCUACAGAAAGAGGAGCUCAUGGACAAGUUCAUGUCCCUGGAGGACCAGCUGCUAAGGCAGGAGAGCGAGUACAAGGACUAUGUGUACAACCUGGAGAAGAAGUCGGUGCUGGACAAGGACAGACUGAGGAAAGAGAUUAUCCAGCGAGUGAACCUGGUGGCUGCCGAGUUCCACAAGAUGGCUUCGGACCAGACGUGGGAAACUACAAAGCGAGCCAUCACAGAGAACAACAGCAUGACGCUACAGCUGGCCAAGGUGUCCCAGCACGGUGUGCAGCUGCUGCAGGAGAAUGAGCAGCUCAAGGGCAUCCAGGAGGAGCUACAGAAGCAGCUGGGGGUGCUGGAGAACACCCAGAAGGUCAUGGCCAGGAACAGUAGAGGCCACCAAAAAAUCAUCCUCAUGCUGACCGAGAAGUGCCGUGAGCAGCAGCAGGGUGUGGCUGAGGCCAAGCAACUGCGUCUCCUGCUCAGCCAGCUGGAGCAGAGUAUCCUGCAGCUGCAGACGGACAACCAGGCUCUGCGGAGCCAGAUAGACCAGCUGAACCAACAGCAGCAGCAGCAGCAGGCUGAGGUACAGAGACUACAGCAGGAGCUGACUGAGGAGCAGAAGAUCCAGGCCAGUCUAGAGGCAACCCUGGCCCAGGCCAUUUUGUGUGUACAGGAUAUUCUGCAGAGGCACACAGAGGAAGAGGAUGGUGACUUUGAAGUAGCACUCGAGCUACAGCGCAGGGAGCUGCUGCACCAAUUGCUGGCCCUGCUCAGCUCUGCUGUGGUCCUGAAACCCCAGACAGCUGCUCAUCCCCGCAGCCAGAAGCAGGCCCGUGGCCCACCCAAGCAGAGUCGAUCCCGUGUCCUGCUGCCCAAGGUGGCAUCUCUGCUGCAGCAGCUGUCUGGCAUCACCACCUCCCAGCCAAGGCAUCCAGGCCUGGUGCCUCGCCAAGGCCACAUCCCACCCAACCCCCAGGACCUCAGGCUGCUCUCAUUCGUUACCCGCAUGGGGAGCCUCCGGGCACACAGCACUCCUGAGAUCCAUGCCUCCGGUGCUGUAAAACGUAUCAAAAAGUUCAGUCUUCCUCAAGUUUUCCUGCAUCCCAAGUAG
Messenger RNA from Cavia porcellus (domestic guinea pig), 8709 nucleotides. It is a transcript of the gene Cfap157, whose product is annotated as cilia and flagella associated protein 157. The transcript is spliced from 9 exons. Bases 7138 to 8709 code for a protein of 523 amino acids. Gene Ontology annotation, cellular component: ciliary basal body; cilium. Gene Ontology annotation, molecular function: microtubule binding. Lineage: Eukaryota; Metazoa; Chordata; Mammalia; Rodentia; Caviidae. The record is from RefSeq and is a predicted model, not a curated record. Gene Ontology annotation, biological process: sperm axoneme assembly.